GGCCCGUCGCGGGGACUCACGGUCCCGACCUCUCCGUCGCCGCCGCGACUCGCCGCCCGUCGGCCCGCCUGCCUUCAGGAAGAUAUGGCUGAUAUGAGCGGGGAUUGUAAAGAGUACCAUGAGAUCGUUAUCAAGACGUUUGUUAACGAGGAAGACGGAUUCAAUUUCUACAACAGUUAUGCUCUUGAGAAAGGAUUUAGCGUGCGGAGAAGCUACGUUGAGUGGGAUGAAGCCAACAAGGAGAUAAUUUUGAGGAAAUUUGUAUGUAGUCGUGAAGGUUAUCGUGAAGAGAAGCACAUGAAGAGGAAGAGAGGAGAUAUGAAGAGGAGGCCACGGAAUAUCACUCGUGUUGGGUGUAAAGCCAAAUUGGUCAUCGCAAGAGCCGAGGAAACAGGGCAGUGGUUUGUGAAGGAUUUUAUCGAUGUACACACCCAUAAACUGGCCCCAGGGGAUAUUGCUUGCCUGCUACGUUCACACAGAAGAAUCAGCGCCGAGCAGAAAGCGGACAUUAUAGAGAUGGAAACUGCUGGGAUCCGCAAACACAAAAUCAUGGAUGUAUUGCGCAUGCAAUGCGGUGGUUUCGAUAAGGUUGGAUGCACGACAAGGGACAUUUAUAAUUUCUGCCAUCAGUACAAGCAGGAAACAGUUGCUGACGGUGAUGCUCAAACUGUGAUCCGUCACAUGAUGGCGCGGGAAGAGAGAGAUCCAGGUUUUUUCUUCAGAUACCUGGUUGAUAAAGAUGAUCAUCUGAAAGGACUGUUGUGGUGUGAUAGUCAAUCCCGGCUUGACUACAAGGCUUUCGGCGAUGUUGUUGUUUUCGACAGCACCUACAGGACCAAUAAGUACAAUCUGCCAUUUGUGCCGUUUGUUGGGUUGAAUCACCACCGCAGCACUGUUAUUUUUGGAUGUGGUAUUAUUUCCCAUGAGACGACGGAGGCGUACGAGUGGAUGUUGGAGGUCUUCAGUGAAGCCAUGUCCCAGAAGCACCCAAUAUCUGUGAUCACCGACGGGGACCUUGCAAUGCAGAGAGCAAUCAGGGUGAUCUGGCCUGACUCGAACCAUAGGCUGUGUGUAUGGCACAUUCAGCAGAACAUUGUACGUCAUCUUAGUGAUGACAAGGUUAAGGAGGAAUUCAGAUCUUUCAUAUAUGAUUCCUCUUCCAUUGCCGAGCAUGAGAGCAAAUGGCUAGAUUUCUUGGAAAGGAAUAAAGUAACAAGUGAGGAGUCGUGGCUGCAUCAGAUGUAUCAGAUGAGGAAGCUGUGGUGUGCCCCAUAUCUGGCGGGCCGUUGUUUCUUAGGAUUGAGCAGUAAUCAGCGGAGCGAGAGCUUAAACUCUGUCCUUCAUACGCAUCUUAGUUCGCAGAUGACAUUAUUUAAAAUGCUAGAGCAUUAUGAGCGUUGUCUUUCGACACGACGCUUGAAUGAGACGGUCCUAAACAUCGUGUCCUUGCAAUCCGUUCCAUAUACAGAGCCGGAUGCUUCAAGUCUUGAGGUACACGCUGCAAUGGUUUUCACAUCUAGUGUGUUUAAGUUGGUCAGAUAUAGCUUAGAUGCUGUCAGCAAAUGUUUUAUGAGCAAUAUACUAGAUGGAAGUGACCUAGAUGGAUCCGACUUGGUUACGUUUGUUGUGGCUAAGAAAGAUAGAAGAGAGAAGAAGUUUGAAGUGCGCUGUGUGGAGAAAGAAGGCUCUCCGUACAGGAUCAGUUGCUCUUGCCGUAAGCUGGAAUGCGUAGGCACACCAUGCUCCCACAUACUGUACGUAUUAGGAACAACUAAAGCAAAAGAACUCCUAGGUGCUGUGUUCCCACCAGGUGGACGAUGA
Molecule: messenger RNA, 1821 nt
Organism: Lolium perenne
Lineage: Eukaryota; Viridiplantae; Streptophyta; Magnoliopsida; Poales; Poaceae
Product: protein FAR1-RELATED SEQUENCE 5
Molecular function (GO): zinc ion binding
Source: RefSeq, a predicted model, not a curated record